UUUUUAGUUUUAGUUAGCCUACAGUAGUUCAGUACGAGUAAAUUCAAAGUCCAAUUUUAUAUCUUUAGUUGUUUUGGCAUAGUGGUCCAUUACUUCUCAUUGCAAAGAUUAACAUCACGCUACAGUAACAAAAAUGAUACGGAUAUUAUUUAAAUCCGUAGCAAACAGGCGAGUUUUCCCCAAAAGGUCAAUUGCUUCCCUAUCGGCGCUACCAGACACGUAUCAAAUGUUAUUCAAAACAUGUAGAGAUUUUGCUGAACAAGAGUUGAAACCAAACGCCGCCAAAUACGAUCGAGAACACUUGUACCCCGAGGAGGCUAUAAAAAAAAUGGGUGAGCUUGGCCUGAUGGCCAUCGCAACACCUGAAGAACUAGGCGGAUCUGGUCUUGACUAUCUUGCAUAUGCAAUUGCCCUGGAAGAGAUAUCGCGAGGCUGUGCCUCAGCUGGUGUUAUCAUGUCAGUGAAUAACUCUCUCUAUCUUGGGCCAUUGCUGUACUGUGGAACAGACAAACAGAAAGCAGAAUUUGUGACACCUUUUUGUAUGGGAGAUAGUGUUGGUUGUUUUGCAUUAUCAGAACCAGGAAAUGGUUCAGAUGCUGGUGCAGCAUCAACUACAGCUAAAGAUGCUGGGGACAAAUGGGUCAUCAAUGGCACAAAGUGUUGGAUAACUAAUGGUUAUGAAAGCAAGGCCACUAUUAUAUUUGCCACAACUGAUAAAAGUAUGAAACACAAGGGUAUAUCAGCUUUUAUUGUUCCCAAGCCAAUAAAGGGUUUAGAGCUUGGUAAGAAAGAGGAUAAACUAGGUAUUAGAGGUUCAUCAACAUGCUCAUUAAUAUUUGAGGAUUGUUCAAUUCCCAAAGAGAAUAUCUUGGGCCAGCCAGGAAUGGGCUUCAAAAUUGCAAUGAUGACACUUGAUGCUGGGAGAAUCGGUAUUGCUUCUCAGGCUUUAGGGAUAGCACAGGCCUCUUUGGAUGUAGCAGUAGACUAUGCAUCAAAGAGAAUUGCUUUUGGAAAACCUAUAAUAAAGCUGCAAGCUAUACAAAAUAAAAUUGCUGACAUUGCUGUUAAAUUGGAGUCAGCCAGAUUACUUACAUGGAGAGCGGCUUGGUUGAAGGAUAACAAACAACCAUUUACAAAGGAAGCAGCUAUGGCAAAACUGGCAGCAUCUGAAGUUGCUACUUUUGCAUCACAUCAGUGUAUUCAGGUAUUAGGUGGUAUGGGCUAUGUCACUGACAUGCCAGCUGAAAGACACUACAGGGAUGCAAGAAUCACAGAAAUAUAUGAAGGUACCUCUGAAAUACAGAGACUAGUCAUUGGUUUGCAAGUUGUUAAAGAAUAUGGCUUAUGAACUUAGUAUUAAGGAUAUACAUUUUAGUAUUGACACAUAUUCCCCCUUUUUAUAAUUAAUGAAUUUGUAAUUUUAUUGAAAUUAUGACAAUAUUAAGAUUAGGAAAAAGAAUGACUGAAAAUUGUGACAUGCUAUUUAAUGUAAUGGAUAGUAGAAAUAAUAUCAAAUACCAAUUUACAUUAGUUUAGAUAUACAAAAGGCAUUAAUAUUCAAACAGAAGAUAUUAAUAAAAUAGGAUCAGUAAAGGACAAAAUACCAGUUUAAUUUUAUUUUGCUGUGUAUGUUGACAAAAAAUCUGAAAAGAUAGUUACACCAAAUACAUUACUUAAUUUUAA
Molecule: messenger RNA, 1683 nt
Organism: Pieris napi
Lineage: Eukaryota; Metazoa; Arthropoda; Insecta; Lepidoptera; Pieridae
Gene: Arc42
Product: short-chain specific acyl-CoA dehydrogenase, mitochondrial
Exons: 5
Coding region: 134-1348 (404 amino acids)
Biological process (GO): fatty acid beta-oxidation using acyl-CoA dehydrogenase; butyrate catabolic process
Cellular component (GO): mitochondrion
Molecular function (GO): flavin adenine dinucleotide binding
Source: RefSeq, a predicted model, not a curated record